AUGAGCUGGUGUCAGCACCAGCAAGGAACGGCAUGCACCCUCCAGACCACAGCCACCGCGCUGGCACUGAGACCAGUACAUAGCACCAGUAUGACGGGAUGGAAGGUGCAGCUUUAUGUGCUCUCUGCUGGUCUCAACCACCACUCAGACCGAUAUUUGUCUCUCGGCUCGCCACAGUUCAGCCUCUCUGCUGAUAUAAAAGCCGACUGUGGCGUGACUCACAAACGCAGAAUAAAGGAUCAAAUUCUCGUGGCUCACCCUCUGACCCUGCUAACACACAGACGUACCCUGACACACCUGUUCGGGCAGGUACGCCGGUGAUGAGAGCUUGUGUCAUUUGUUGUGUGCAGACGGGCUCGGACUGAUUCUGACGGUCUUUUCAUGUUACAUAACCAAACCUCAGGCUGAUGAAAAGCAUGGAAAUGAACCUGAUGAAGAACCGGAGCAGGGUUACAGUUCUGUGAACCGUCCAAACCGAAGACACAGGUGUUAUGUAAAGGUUUUGGAAACACGUCUUACUGUCUUUGUCAAGAUUUCCUCGAAAAUAAAAACACUGCAAAGAUUUCCUGAGAGGAAAGACAGAUUUACGGAGGAAUUAAAGUCCAUUAUGCAAGUCCUGUACUGUAACUGCUGAACUCAAGGAUUCCAGUGAAGUCUGUCUUUUUAAGAACUGGGUUUAGAGUUAGCAUUUCCAGUAAAUUACAAGUGAAAACCACUGGACUCCGGCUGUCGGUUCACCACAGAGAUGUGUUUCCUCUUUCAUUGUGUUAACAGCUUCCAGAGACCAGAUUCAACAAGAGUGAAGACAGAGAGAAAGAGAGUGAAGUGCUGUAG
Xyrichtys novacula (pearly razorfish) is the source of this 834-nucleotide messenger RNA. NCBI's taxonomy places the organism in Eukaryota, Metazoa, Chordata, Actinopteri, Labriformes, Labridae. The record is from the annotation of a GenBank genome assembly.